This is a messenger RNA of Nilaparvata lugens (brown planthopper), 836 nucleotides long. RefSeq lists its product as uncharacterized. The record is from RefSeq and is a predicted model, not a curated record. The coding region runs from base 83 to 589 and encodes 168 amino acids. Lineage: Eukaryota; Metazoa; Arthropoda; Insecta; Hemiptera; Delphacidae. The transcript is spliced from 3 exons.
UAUCACACUUUACAAUAUCAACUUGUGGUCCACUCUUGGAUCAUCAAGAAAAAAGGCUACUUUCAAGCGGGAAAGACGGGCAAUGGCCCAGGGAGGGGCAAUGGUCCAGGGAGGGGCAAUGGGAUCACAAGAGCCAGAAUUUGAGGAACAACAGAGAGAAAAUGAUAAUGAAGAAAGCGUCGAACAGUCACAGACAUCAAAUUCGAAAGACAACAAUGAAAGUGUAAGUACACCACCGCCUGAAGACGCAUUUACCUCCCCAAAAACACCAAUUAAAAAGCGCAAAGUAAGAUCAACUUCUGCUGGCAGUGCACCGAUCAUAAAUGAAGCGGUUAACUUAUUGAAAUCUAUUCAGUCAAAGAAGAAAGAAAAAGAUGAGUACGAUUCAUUUGGAGAACAGGUAGCCAUUAAACUGAGGAAAAUUACUUCAACUCAAGCAAGGUUUGAAGCCCAACAAAUAAUUAAUAAAAAAUUAUUUGAGGCAGAGAUGGGCAUGUCAGGUUACUCGUACAAUGCCAUUACACAUAUCCCAAUAUCUUGCCAUCUACAAAUGAAAAUUAUCGACCUCAGUUAUCGCCCUACCCAUUAACACAAUCUCCUACGUUAAAUUCAUAAUAUUCAUCUUCAUCUUUUUCUGCCUCUCAGUCCCCAUCAUCUGUUCGGUCUGACAAUAACGAAAACAAGAUCCGAAACAUAUUAAAUUUUACAUGCAAUCAAUAAUUUACAUUUUCAAAUGUUACAUACUUUUUCCAAUUUUAUACUAUUAGCAAAUUUUGUAAGCUGUAAUUUGAAUUGAAUAAACAAAAUAUGAAAAUGAAGUAUUGCAUUUACUAGAA